Molecule: messenger RNA, 1628 nt
Organism: Bombyx mori (domestic silkworm)
Lineage: Eukaryota; Metazoa; Arthropoda; Insecta; Lepidoptera; Bombycidae
Product: dynein regulatory complex protein 9
Exons: 9
Coding region: 153-1319 (388 amino acids)
Biological process (GO): cilium organization
Cellular component (GO): cytoplasm; motile cilium
Molecular function (GO): protein binding
Source: RefSeq, a predicted model, not a curated record
GAAUCAGUAAUACAAUGUUUUUCUACGUCAUUUAAUAUCGUAAUUUACAGAUCCUUUGGACAACCUUUUUUUUGUUUUGUAAUUUUCUUUAAUUUUUAUUUUUUGCGAAUCUUUUAAUUUUUAUAUAAAUAAUUUAUGAUAAUUUCGGAAACAUGAGUUUACAUUCAACGUCUCGUCAUUUUAUACCUCCUGCGUUCGGAAUUGAAGGCUACGCAAGAAUCGGAAACCCACUUACGAAUCCAAGUGUGGUAGAGAUCAAACCAAAAACGACAGCCGGUCAAAAUAAAUAUUGCUUAAAAUAUCUUUAUUCAGAGUUAUUUGCUACCGCCAUUGAAGAUGCUAUAAUCGCAUACCGAAUCUUAGCCGAAAGCAAUAGUGAAAUGCGCAUACAAAAGACCCUUAGCGAUAUGCCAAUUCUUCUAGCCAAGAAGUACAGUGUAGAGCAGCCAGCGUUUGCCGACGAACUCGACAGUAUCGACGCGAAUAAUCUUAAAUGUACCAGCUAUAAACUUAACAAACUGAAUAACGAUAGAUUAUUAUUUUCUGACAUACUCAUAGCCACAUAUUUAGGGUUGUCCCUUCUAGAAAAUUGGAAAGUGUUGACUGAUAGAAACAACGGUCUUAUAUCAAUUGAGCGAAAUCGGUUGAACCUUAUAGAAGAGGAAGCAAAAAAUCGAAAUAAUCUUCGCGAACUAAUGAAGCAGUACAGACAGCAACGCAAUCACAUCAAAUCCGUUACCUACGAUACUAACGUUGUUAUUGAGCAUCUGAAAUCUCAAGUUGAAGAUUCAGCUAUAAAUGCCGAAGCUCGAAGCCGCUACAUGGACGGUUGGCAGCGGGCGCGCACCGAACAGCAUGUACAGAUGAUAAACGACGUAGAAGCGUCCCCGACGAAUUCCAUAGAGUACUAUAAACACAGAAUGGACAGUGAGCAAAGAGUCCACCACGAAAUUGAACUGCUCCUAAAUAUAAAGAUCGGAGAAAUUCUCGCGAAAGUUGAAUCGUGGAUGAACAAAUACGACGCAGAUAUGGAAAAGAUAGAACUGAAGAUACAGCACAAGCAGAAUGAGCAUCAAAAGAUAUUUGAUAAGAGAGUGGAGCUUGAGGAAACGCUGGAGAAACAUCAGAAGCUGAUACAGAAUUGGCAGAAGUUCAAAGAUGACCGAGAAGAGGCCCGCUUAUUCGAGGAGAAAAUGAACAACGCCGCGGUUACAGUGCAGUCGUGGUGGAGAGGUCUGCUGGUCAGGCUCGAGCUUGGGCCAUACAAACCGGUCAAUAAACCGGUCAAACCCGCUGAGAAGAAAAAGAAGACCAAAUAGAACAAACCGAAAGUCAAAUAAUUUCUUUUUGAAGAUAAUAAAAAAAAAAUUUUUUUAAUUUUUAAUGUGUUCAAUAUUUUGAUAAUCUGUAUUAAGUACGCACAACGUUCUGACAUUUUAUUUUGUAUAAUUUAAUUUAUUUUUAUAUAAAUUUUGUUUAAUACUAUGAAAUAUAUUGUUGGUAAUGUUUAAUUUCAUUGCCCAUACUUGCUAAUUAUGUUGUUUUUAGUUUUUAUGUUUUGUUACUUUUUAAUGUUCUGUUUCUAUUAUGUUUUUAUUGUUUAAUAAAAGUAUUUUAAUUUUGUUUAA